Dromaius novaehollandiae (emu) is the source of this 4401-nucleotide messenger RNA. It is a transcript of the gene PLEKHN1, whose product is annotated as pleckstrin homology domain containing N1. Bases 430 to 2565 code for a protein of 711 amino acids. The record is from RefSeq and is a predicted model, not a curated record. Gene Ontology annotation, biological process: positive regulation of apoptotic process; response to hypoxia; 3'-UTR-mediated mRNA destabilization. The transcript has 16 exons. Lineage: Eukaryota; Metazoa; Chordata; Aves; Casuariiformes; Dromaiidae. Gene Ontology annotation, molecular function: cardiolipin binding; phosphatidylserine binding; phosphatidic acid binding. Gene Ontology annotation, cellular component: cytoskeleton; mitochondrial membrane.
UGCAGCCAAGAGAUUUCACUUGGUGGAGUCCCUCCUUUUGAAAGCGAUGAUAAUUCCCUUCCGAAGGCAGCAGGAUGGGGUCUGCCUUUCUGCCCUCCUCAGCAGGUCGGUGCAGAGGAUUGCCGGUGCCUCCCAGCCAGCUCCUGCUCAGCUGGCUUGCCCCUCCCCGCACCAUGCAACUCUUGCAAGUGCCAGUGCUAUCAGUCCAGCGCGGGCAGGGAGGGGGGCGGAGAAAGAGCAGGCAAGAAACCUGGGCCGAAAGUCUGUUUGCUCACAGCUCACACCCACAAGAGUCACUGGAGGCGGAAGUGGGGAACGUCUGCAUGACACACGCACACAAACUUCCCUGGCUCCACACGCUCUCCGUCUCAGUUUCUGCCCAGCACUCCAGCUCCCAGCUGCUCCUGGACUGUUCCAGUUGCUACCAGCAUGGGGAACAUAACUUGUGUUCCUCAGGCACCUGGGAGGUUCAGACACUCUUUCAGCAGGAAACCUUCGCUGAAGAAAGAAAAAGAUGGCAAGAAAAAGCUGCCCAGUUUUUUUGGUAUUGAAGGAGGGCAGGAGAGAGAUACGACCGCAGACAAAAUACUGCAGUAUAUUCCAGGAAAGAAUAUUCAGAACCAGGAAAACCAGAAAGAAAACUUGGACCAAAGGUUCCCGGGCCUGUUCAAGAAGGGACGCAGGAAAACAGUUGUCAGGAAUCUGGGGAAAAUCAUCUACUACUCCAAGGUCAAGUUUAAAUUCCAGCACUGCCAGGAAGUGAACGACUGCUACUUGGAGCUGUUCCAGUCUUAUCUGUACUUUCAGUCUAUGGGCUCCAAUGGACUCACCUACCAGGGACUGCUGCCUUUGAAAGAGCUGAACGUGUGUGAAAUUGAGAAUGUGAAGAGCACAGGGCUGGAGGAUCACGCUUUCCGGAUUGCAGGUCCCUUACUGAAUCCCCUUAUCGUGUUCUGCCCUACUGAGUCAGAACUGAAGCAGUGGCUUUAUCACCUGGAGAAACAGAUCCACCUAAACGGAGGAAGCCUUGGCUUGCCCUUCCUCUCUCAGAAUGACUGGAAGCAAAGCUCCAUGGGGAAGGAGGAGCUGCGAUGGUCUGUGCAGAACAUGCCUGUUGAGGAGUGGAGAGGGACCCAGCGGGAAUCCUUAGGUGAUGUCCUCUGUGUUUCCAAAGUGAAGCUUCAGCAUCUGCCUUUUCAGGAGCAGCACGACCGGCUGUUGGUCCUUUACCCUUCCACACUGGUGAUAGUGUCUGAAGAGUGCAACAGACUCUAUUUUAAGGGUGAGCUACCACUGAACGCUGUCCAAGUGCAUUUCGAAGAGAAUGAGAAAACUUCCUUUUUAAUAGAAGGCCGACUAAUCAAUUCUAUCCGGGUGAUCUGCCCCAGCUAUGAUGAUUACCAGGAGUGGCUCUACUGUCUCAAAACAGCCCAGUUUCGAAAUGCCGACUCCUCCCUCUCUGGAUCAGAGAGCUUCUCAGGAUCAAAGCUGCUGCAUGCUGGCCCGUUUGCAGGCAGUGGGAGAGGAUCACUCACUUCUGAUGGCCGUACAAACUCCUGGACGUCUGGAGGGAAAGUGGCCACCUUAACACACCUCUCACAGAACAGCGGCUCUCUCCCCGAUGGCCGGUCCUUCGUGCUUAUGCCUGAGAACAGAGUGCUCGAAGACCCACUCUGCCCUGGCUAUUCCCAGCCUCUCCAUUGCCUGGCACAUACCAACUGGUCAAGCACAGGGCUGCACACACAGGAGCUGCGAAGGGGGGGCAGCACCAGAAAGUCCAAAGGCAACUGUGGACCUUGCAGCCGGCAGCCACAGCCACGCAGCCAGGACAUGGACAGGAACAUGUGUAGCCUCAUUCCUGAAAACCCCAAUGGCGAGCUGCUGUCAUCAGUGUACAACGAGCCGUACUCUGCACACACCUCCCAGCAUCAUCCAGCAGCUCCCCCAUCACACCUGGAUCUGAACAAUCUGAACAGAUGGAGCUUGGUGGAAAGUCAGCACUCAACAGCUUCCAGCUCCCUGCAAAGGCCGACUGUGCCCCGCUCCCCCUUGUUCGCUGACCCCUAUACACCCACUGCAUGCAGUGUGGCAGACUCCAGCUUUCUGGAAGAGUUCUUGCAGUGUCAUGGACAGACAGAUUCAGCACAGAUGAAUGGUUGCCCAGCCAUCCCAGUAUCCUGUCACCUUCCUCUCCAGAAGAAUUCCCAGCCUCUGACAAGCACUCACUGGAAAGAGGUGCCUGAAGCUCAGAGAUACAGCACCCCUGGCACCUCAUGCAAUUUCCAUCUGGGGCCUUCUGAUGAUGCUUCUUAUUUUGCAAAUGUCUCUUCUCUGCGAGAGGAACAUUGGGGCACCUCACUGCAGCCACCAGAGGGGAACACUGGCACUUAUGACCUGCCAGAUUUCAGCUACCCACACCGUGACCCUGCAGCCUACCAUGACUAUGCCGAGCUCCAGAGCUUCCAGAGUGACUUCAGCUAUGACAACCUGUGGGAUGCUGAGGUAAAGGAGCCAGGCACGCUGCACACCUCACCAGCGCCGAGCCAGCAGUUCUACCAGGCCUGAGGGCAGACCUCCACAGCCGGAUGCAGAAAUGCCCCUGGGCUCUUCUUGCUGGGCUUCCAACAGCAGUGAGGAGCUCUGAGGCAUACAAAGCAAAGGGAACAGCCUUGCUCUGUGAGAGGCUGGCUCCCACAUCCUCUCAGGUACAAAGUUUGAACUUCUCCACUAAAUCUGAAGAUGGGUGCAAAGCACAAAUGUGACAGCCUCUGGAGAGCCCAAGAAGCAAUGUUUCUGCAGCACUAAGGAGUGCACUCUGUGGCUGCCCCUGCUAGAAGAACCCAGGCUAAGGAACAGCAUGACCUGGUGUAAUAAAGGGAAGGACAAUUUACCAGUCCCAGAUAAAAGGGACGGGGUGUCCAGACAGGGCAGCAGCUCUAACACCAAAGAAAAGGGCUGGUUGUUGGCUGGAUUAGUUUGACCAUUUUCCUUUUCACCAGAGCCUUCAGGCUGGUGAUUUCAAGGAGCCAUUGAUCCCCGAGAGUGGCUGUUAAGCCAAACCUUCCCCCACUGAGCUCUGAUAUUUGUGAAGACGUAUCAGAUAUACACCAUCAUGGUAUAUAGGACUGGUGGCAACAGCUGUGUUCAUAGGAUUGUCUUCUUGCAAGAUGAGAGUUAUCUGACAGGGAUGGAGAAAGAAGUCCGGAUCUGGGCAGAACAGGAUGUUCUUUCCACUUUAUGCAAAAGAUUAUUUCCUGCUAGUGCUGGCUCCAAGCCAUGGUGGUGACCUGCAAUAUUAACAGCCUGAUACCUUGACAGAUGGCAUCAAGAAAUGUGCUGCCAUGAAAUAUGCCAAGUGUCUUCUGUUUACCAAGGACUUCCCUGGAAAGGAUGCCCCAGAUUCCUCUUACAGGACUGUGUCCUUGCCUCCCAGCCCUCUCCAUGUUAUUGGACUCGCACUAAAUGCUGCCUAUAAAUAUCUAGGCAAGGAGGGAAGGAAAGAAAUUCACUAGAAGCCAAACUCCAGUACGGCCAUAACACUCCAGUUGCUGGAGCACUGCCAGCGUGGGCUCUGCACUCUUUCUCUUUCCCCUCGCAGAGCAGCAGCAAGAACGGGAUACAAAUAGGGGACAGAGUCUCAGUGUUAUCAUUUCCCAGCCUCUUAUGCCAGAUCCUUCAGCACAUAUAAGGUCAGCAGCAAAUCCAGAUGUUUUUACCUGAGGCUUCAAAUUCUUGACCUUCGUUCCCUAAAUAGGCUGCAAAACAAGCAUAUUAACUAAAUCUCUAUUUUUGUUCUUUCAGUGGUGCAAACAAAGCAAUCCAGGAGGUCAUUGUACUUGAAUAGAUACAUAUUAUAUUGUGCUUAUAUAUAUAUAUAUAUAAAAAAUAUAUAAUUUUUUUCCAGAAGGUAUCAAGCAAAGUUUACAUGCAAGGUUUGAGUGGAUUAUACGUAUUUAAUGUGUAAAUGUGGCUGAGUUAAAGAUCUAUUUAAUUUUGUAGCUGUGGAUGACAUUCAGUUCUCUAGAAUGGGCAGCUGUCUGCACAUCAGCGCGUGUGUGUGUGUGUGUUAAUUUGGUCUUCUAGCUGUUAUUGUUUUGUUUCAGGUUUACUUUCAUUUCAGAAAGGUUUGUAUCUAAUAAUUUAACCCCCAAAUGAUCUAUUUAUUCAGAACAGAAUUGCACUAGGGGACACCAAAGGCACAUAGUAUUCUGGGAGGCAGCCAUGCACGUGUGCUUCUGUGAACACGGUAAUUUUUGAAGACUGCUACCAUGAUCUGUUUAAUUGUGUUUAACAGCAAUAUCUGCAAUGUAUCAAAAGGAAAAAACUCCUCCCUAUUACUGUAAAAGUUUUCUGGUGGAUUUCUGUGAGACUGUACAAUUACAAUACACCUUCUGGAACAUU